This is a messenger RNA of Brienomyrus brachyistius, 1879 nucleotides long. RefSeq names its product sterile alpha motif domain-containing protein 9-like. The transcript has 2 exons. The coding region runs from base 1 to 1644 and encodes 547 amino acids. NCBI's taxonomy places the organism in Eukaryota, Metazoa, Chordata, Actinopteri, Osteoglossiformes, Mormyridae. The record is from RefSeq and is a predicted model, not a curated record. Gene Ontology annotation, cellular component: cytoplasm.
AUGAAACUACUGAAAGAUGAUGUGCUUUUUCAGAACAGUUUUGGAAAAGAGCAUUACCACAGAUUCCUGCGUGACCUCUGCAUGAGACGCAAUAAGAUCAUUAAAGGAGACAAAUCUGACACUUCAUUUUCUCCCCUCAUUGAACACAUUUUGGAGAAGGAAAAUCCGGAAAAGGCUUUCGAGAUCCUGAAAGCGGCCUACACGCGGUUUAAUGAAGAUCCCUUCUUUGCUCAGCAGCUUGCACGGUUGUGUUACACAUAUGAGAAGUUUCCAGAAGCUAAGGUCUGGGCAGAUACAGCCGAGAAAAAGAUGCCACACAACUCCUAUAUCUUGGAUACAAAGGGCCAAGUAUUUAAAAGAUGGUUCAAUGACAAAUAUAAAAAUCUUGAAGGUAACAUCAGUCCUGAAAGCACUGUGGACACAAUUGCAACAGCGCUAGAAGCAAUUGAAUGCUUCAGAACUUGCGAGGGAGCAGCCAAUUUGGAACAGGACUCUAUGAAUAAUUCAGGCUACUUCUCAGAAGUUCAAGUAGAGCGUGAUCUUUUGGAUCUAGUCUUGAAAGUGUUUCCACGUGGAGAAAAGGGCCGCUCUGAGUGCAUGCAGUACUUAGUGACAGGUCACAUUCCAGAAAGGGUGAAAAAGCCGUGGGAGUGUUUUCACAGUAAACUGAAAUUCAUUCACAAGAAUAUGCAUGAUGCCCUCACAAGGAUUUCAGAAGAUCUGAGCUAUUUCCAGAUGGACGUCAGUUUGGAUGAUGAUGAACAAUACAGCACUGAACUGAAAAUAAGGAAUCCAGUAAAAUGGCUUGCAAGACAAACUGCCUGGUAUGGGAAUUUUUUCAAAGAUGUAGAGUUGCCCUCCAAAGAACAAAAUCAAUUAUCAACACGCAUGAAACUUUGCUCUCUUGGAGGUGAUAAUAUUACCAGCAUCUUUUCUCUUUUGUCUGAAAAGAAACAGGACCAACUAGAAUCCAUCGUUACUGUAUACGGUGGGCUGAAGAAACUUGAUCAAAUGGAACUGGCCAACUACAUAGCAUCUCAGAUAGCCUUAGGGUGUGUUUCAAGUGCAUCCACUUCUAAACUCAAGGAGCUUCAAGCAUGCAGCCAUCAGUUCCCUCGGGACAGAGACAGAUGUCACCCCAAUGCCCUGUUCUUACUCACAUUGCUUUUCUGGCCAGAGGAUGGCGACACCAAUCAGGAGAGAGAUAACAAAUAUGAAAUCCUUAUGUCUGCUUUGGAUGUUUUGAAACGAAGCUUCAAAAUUAAACAGAAAAAUGUGCCUCACAAAGAGCUGAGAGUUUUCACGCAUUUCUACCUUGGCAAAGGAAGUGGCCUGAGUAAGAUUGUCCACAAAAGUAUGAUACAGGCCUUCAAAACAUUCACAGUGUCACAAAAAAGAAUUAAGUGGUUUGAUGGAUAUAUCUGGAAAACGCCAGAGAUUGUGCACAUGCUGAAACGUGUUCAAGGCUGGACGGAACAUGGAAAUGUCUAUAUCAAAGGCUGUAAAGGGAAGGAGAUCAAGAUACGUGCCCUGAACUCUGAUUCAGUACCUGAUGGUAACGAGAAUGUUGAAUUUUAUGUGGGAUUUACAUUUCAAGGACCUGUUGCUUGUGGCAUCACUGUCUGUGAUGCCGGUGAGACAUAGGGACCAGGUUAGAGCCAAUUGUGUAGUGCAAUUGUAUUAAUGCCGUGUUUCAUCAGUGAAAUGUACAAGCCACAAGCCAAUUAAAUUUGUAAUAAUUACGUAAUGUCCGUAUGACACUUCACUGAAUAGCUGUAAAUAUAUAAAUAUUGUUUUGCACAUACACACACACAGGUUUGUAAUUAUAUAUUUGUAGGGACUCCACAUUCAUUUCUAUGGGGAAAACUCUAAUCCUAGC